This is a messenger RNA of Danaus chrysippus (African queen), 3462 nucleotides long. The record is from the annotation of a GenBank genome assembly. NCBI's taxonomy places the organism in Eukaryota, Metazoa, Arthropoda, Insecta, Lepidoptera, Nymphalidae.
AUGGAUUGUACUGAAGCUGAAGAGACUUUUGAUCCUGUAGAAGGUUUCGGUAUUCAAGACUCAAAUCAGUCGUCCGAUAAUUUUCAAAAGUUUAUAUAUGAACUCUUUGAUAAAAAUGGUAUAAUAAAUGAUUUGCGAGCCUAUUUACGGGGGCAUAUUAUAAAUAUUCUGAAAAGUGCUGAGACAGGUGAUCUCCCAGUUUGCCAAAAGAAUUUCGCUCAACGAUUGGAGCUUCCAUUUCAAGCUUUGAAUAUAUUAAUUAUUGAAUAUUUAUUGACCAUGGAAUUCAACUAUACUAUAUCUGUAUUCAUAUCAGAGGUUCCAUUAGCAAAUAUGGUGUUUAACUUUACAAAAAAUCUUCUAAAUCCUGAGACUGAGUCAAAAGUAUCCAAUUUGAGGUUUGAUGAUGGAGAUAUUUGGUCUGUCCUUAAUUGUAUAGGUCUGAAAUGUAGCUCAGAGCAUGCUCUGAAGAUUGUGGAAAUGUAUAAAAAUGAAAAGCGACCGUUGUUGUAUUGUAUUCUUAAAUGUGUGUCAUUGUAUCAUGGAGCUAUAUCAGAUCAUAGUUCUGUUCAAAGUUCCGAUACUGUGGAUGAACCAAGUCGUUUAAGUCAUAAAUGUAAGCAUUAUGUGUUCUGCAAGGCCUGUCAGUACAGAGUCGCUCGGCUUAAAGAGAAAUAUAAGUGGAAGAAAGCAAAGGCUGCCAAGAUGUUCCAAGAGCUUAAAACAGUUUAUGAAACUGAAAUGGAAAUGGUUAAACAGGAACAACAGAAAAAACUUAAACAUUCUAUAGCGAGCCACGCGCUUCAGAUGCAAAGCUAUAAGGAAAAGAUGGAGAGAUCAUUUCAAGAGCGCGAAACCGCAUUAUCUGAAGCUAUUCAGCGAAAAAAACGUUUUCUAUGGGGACUGGCGAGGAGUUUGAGGGAACAACAUGACAACCUCACACGGGCUAUGACGGCUGUAAGGGAACAGAACGACAGACUUACACAGAAGGAGAGCAGUUUGAAAACCCAACUAGAAGAAGCUGAAAACGCUCUGAAGAAACGCGGCGAGGAAAUGAGACAACAGAUAUCACACGAACUGGUUGUACUAGAAGAACAUCUGGAGAACAUUAAGAGAGAGAGAGACAGCAUCAACGAACAAAGGAAAGAGAUGGAGAAUGAGGAGGCGAGGAAAUGUAUGGAGAGUGAGAGAGACAGGAGAUGUGUGACAGAGAGGGGAACAAACACGGACAGAGGGACCGUGUAUAAUAAUGAGAUUGGUAACAACGACUGGAGUAGAACGAAACAGCUGGUGAAUGAUCUGAAGAUACAGAAAACUGUUAACUACCCGCAGACGAAUUACGAAAACAAUUAUAAUGUAAGCGAAAGAUCUUCGUCCAGCGAGGUCGUUGACACCGAGGAAUCCCGGAACGAUUGUCGAAUAAGUGUUAGGAAGAGGAGCGAAUCCCGGGGACGGGAUAACCGGGAUCAGACACGGGAUUGCGAGGAACUGGGAGAUGUGAGGGGCCCGGAUGUGGAGGAACUGAGACAAGAGAAUAAUAGAUUGAAAAAUUUUGCUAGACAGCAACGAGAUUACAUACAAGCGUUGGUUAAUGAAAGGGAUCGCCUCGAGCGAGCUCUGGCCGCUCCCUUCAGACCUAGGACCGCGCCUAGUGUGCCUGACUCGUCUGCAGGGCCUCGAAUGGAUGUGAGUCCCAGUGGAGUGUUGUCUCGUCGAUUUACAGUUGAGGAACGACGUGUCGUGUCGGACCCGUGGCGUCCUCGUCACGUGUCUAAUAUCAGCGAGUCAAACAAAAGAAGAGAUUCCCUCGAAGUAACUUCAGGUAUUCGUCCUGAGAGAGAUAUUGUAUAUCAACAAUACGGUGAGUUACCAUCGAGAGCGACUUACCAUACAUUUCCAGAGCCGAGCAAAUCGAGAGAGAAAAGUCCUAAGUCAAUGUUAAGGGAAGCGAAGGAGAGAUUGAGGAACAGCACAGCGAAACCAAAUCCACCUCAACCGGAUAUACGCGAGAAGAGUCCCACAUCCACACUGAGAGAGGCGAAGUUACGACUGAGGAAACUAGAAAUAGAAGCAGAGGCUGUGGAGAAGAGUUACCAGAACUAUAGAAAGAGACAGGAGAUGAGAGGGAGAGAGGGGCGGGGCCACGGGGGGCGGGGCUUACAGGUUGCAGAGGACACAGAUGUAAAAAUUAAAUCUUACGGAAUAUACGGAAGGCAAAACAACAAAAAAGAUAUAAACGAAACAUCGGAAUCAAUGAAAAAAGAUUUCGACAAGUAUCUCAAAGAAUACAACACGAAAUUCGAUCUGAGUCGACUGCGGUUUAAUAAUAAGAAUUCAGUUCUAGAAAACGUUAACCCGAUCCCCAAAUGUUUUUCCAAUAAGCGAGAUGUCAACUACUUGGAAACGCCAAUGACGGAGUUCAGGAAAUACUAUCAGAUAGACAGAGACGACGAUAAACUAAACAAGGAUAGCAAUAGUAUACGUGUUGCGGAAAUAUCGGAUCCGGAAAUGAGCGAAGUAAGCGAAAAAUCCCGCGUAUACAAGAACAAAAAUGAUAGACUACUUACACGAGACGUUAUUAAUAAUAAUCUUAUGACGAAUGACACGAUAAUGGACUUAGAAAAAGAUAGAAAGACUUCUCUAAAUAAACAAAAUGCCGAACAAAUAAUUGAUAAUAGAUGUAACAAUGAAAAUAAAUACAAAACAGAUGAUAAUAAAGAAAUAUCUCCCAAAGAAAAUAUACAUACACCAACAUCUCCAAGGAAAAUAGACAUUUACCCAAAAAUAAAGCACCAAAAUGAUUAUAACAAAUCUCCAAUUAAUGAUGUAAGUCUGUCUCUUGAACCGAAACUCAUUGAUAAAGUCUCGGAACCACACGCUAUUGAAAUUAAAUCUCCGAAAAAAAUUACAAACAUAGACGAACCGACAGAUUUUAUUGAAAACAAUAUAAAAAGUAAAAUAACCGAGAAUAAUAUCAAAAAUUAUAACGAAAUAGAAGAAAACGAGCACAAAAACAAUCUAUUACUCGUGGAAAUCGAAAACAAACAGAAAAAUGUAAUCGUUCCUGAAAAUCAUGAAUUCCUUGUAGAAAUAGAAAGUUCAGUUGACAAUAGAGAUUUGGACGGCGAACAGAAAUAUCCUAUAAGUGUUAUAGUUAGCCCCAAACACACCGGUCCAAAAGAUAUGGAAUCUUCUAGAAGUAAUUCUAGAGGAUUAUCAUUAGACAUACAGAAAAAUGUGAAUACUUGUGACUCGGAUAAAAUAUUAUCAAGUAUAGAUAUUGACUUGGAAUUAUCGAAAGGAAAAGAAGAAUCUAUCAGCGAAAUCGCUAAAGAUUCCGACGAAUAUUUAGACGAUUUUUCAGCAGACGUCGACAACUAUAACAUCACGUCCGACAAUGGAAACAAUUCUCCUAUAUCACUCCCAAAAACUUCCGAGGACGAUAAAUUCUGGGACUCAUAA